Messenger RNA from Liolophura sinensis, 2582 nucleotides. RefSeq names its product POU domain, class 6, transcription factor 1-like. Gene Ontology annotation, biological process: regulation of transcription by RNA polymerase II. The record is from RefSeq and is a predicted model, not a curated record. The transcript is spliced from 10 exons. Gene Ontology annotation, molecular function: DNA-binding transcription factor activity, RNA polymerase II-specific; RNA polymerase II cis-regulatory region sequence-specific DNA binding. The coding region runs from base 205 to 1827 and encodes 540 amino acids. Lineage: Eukaryota; Metazoa; Mollusca; Polyplacophora; Chitonida; Chitonidae.
UCUCCAUUUUGUGAAAUUUCAUCCUUUUUGUGAUAGAAGAGACACGUAAAAACAUUAAGAAGUGGCGUGGGAUGUGGUUUUUCGUUGACUAUUUGUCGUGCUGUCAAACCCUUCGAGUGACAGGAAACUGGCUGAUUUUCUCGCGGAGUGGCUUCCGUCAAGAUAACGAAAAUUCCACCUCCACCGGGGCUCGGGCUUCUGAUAAUGGAUGCCGAUUCCAAUGAUGGAACAGCGUCUGAAGUUCUUAACGGAGACACGAAGCCCGACCCAGCCAAACUGGCCCAGUCUGCCAUCAUCAAACAGGAUGUCAUGCUGUCAGCGACAAGCACCCAGUCCCCACUGGCCACUGUUUCUUCCGUCUUCUCGAUGCCGCCGGUGUCAAUGUCAAACAGCACAAGCAUGGGCGGUCUCCAUGACAACCUGUUUAUGUCUGUGUCGGCAGUGGCUGACCACAGCUCUGGACAUUCGCUGAGUGACCACAAAUCUGAGCCCACCACCAAUGGUUCCAUAUCAAGCUCGCUCACAGGGCAGCCUCAGCAGCUGUUUGGUCAGCCUCAGGUGGCAACCCCCCAGUUCUUCAUCGCCAGCCCACCCUCCCUUGGGGCAACAACGGGAGCUGCCAAUUUACCUGUUCAGCAGCUCUUGAUUCCUGUUUCCACAGGAAAUGGCACCCAGCAGUUCAUCAGCAUCCCAGUUUCCUUGGCAACAGGAGGUAAUCAGCAGAUCCAGCUGUUGACAACAUCAAAUGGUCAGUUACUAGCCACCAAUCUCUCCAGUAUACAAGGUCUAGCUACUCCUAUCAACAUGUCCAUUCCAAACACAGGAAGUAGCACGACACCCAAUCAGACCAGCUCAACAGCUCACAACUCCACAAGCUCAGCACAUCACUCCAUAGCAACAGGGGUAACAGCCAAUCAAAUUGCUGCUCUCCCUCAGCUGUUGACGGGGGCCACUCAGAACCAGAUCCUUGCUGCCGUCGGCCAACAGGUGUUGGCCCCGGUGACUGUGGCUUCAGUGGCGGGUUCGGCAGGGGCGGCGUCAGUAGGCCAGGCCCACUCUUCCUCCGUUCAAUCAAGCCACGCCUCCUCCCAGUCGCCCUCUGUCAAUCACUCAAACAGCACCUCUCCCUCUCUUCACCAACAGCUUGCCCAGGCCGUGCACUCGACUGUGUCCAACGCCGCCACAACCCUGGUGAGCCCGGCGUCUCUGACGGCUACGGUGCGCCCUGCCAAUUCGCACCCGGUCACUGUGGUGUCCACGGCGGAGGGUCUGUCUGGUGGCGUGGGUCAGCUGCUGCCCAAUACGGUCAGCAACUCCACGGAAAGCACUACGGUGGACGGGAUCAACUUGGAUGAGAUCAAGGAGUUUGCCAAGCAGUUCAAGAUACGUCGUCUGUCCCUGGGCUUAACCCAGACCCAGGUGGGGCAGGCUCUUAGUGCUACAGAGGGACCAGCGUACAGCCAGUCUGCUAUCUGCAGGUUUGAGAAACUGGAUAUAACGCCAAAAAGUGCUCAGAAAAUCAAGCCCGUGCUUGAGCGGUGGAUGAGGGAGGCAGAGGAGAGAUACAAAAAUGGCGUCCAGAAUCUGACGGAGUUCAUCGGGAGCGAGCCGUCCAAGAAAAGGAAGAGACGGACAUCAUUUACACCGCAGGCGCUGGAACAUCUCAACCAGCACUUUGAGAGAAACACUCAUCCUUCAGGAGCAGAGAUGACGGAGUUGGCAGAUAAGCUGAACUAUGACAGAGAAGUUAUCCGGGUGUGGUUCUGUAACAAAAGGCAGGCGCUCAAGAAUACCAUCAAAAAGUUGAAACAGCCUGACCAGCCAUGACGGUUUCAGUCUGCGUACUCACCAUGGCCCAAACUGGCCCCUCCCACUGCUGCCCCUAACAACGCGCCCCUCGUCAUGCCAGGCGAGGUCAGCGGGGAUUUCUGAUGCUAAAAUACGGGUUGGCAGAGAAGAGCUGCUACAGUGUUCUCUAUGUCCUCCAUGAACUGGUUUUGUGAUUUUUUUUUGCUAGACAGGGUGUUACAAAGGAAAGCGGGCCAGCGAUUGGUCAGUGUUGUGAGAGUUGUUAGAGUAUCAGAACGGAGGCAGUCAGAAGGUCUUGUCAAUGAUUGGCUGUUCUUAUUUACAACUCCUCUUCUGAAUAUAUUCUGAAUAUGAUUGGUCCGUUUUGGAAUGCCUCACACUUGAUGGCUUAUAUUCUCAGCUUCAUGGUACAGAGCAGCUGUUGUGAUUGGUCAGUAUCUAGUGGAGAUAAAAGGCUGUACAUACAGUGGCUACUUAUGUGUACCUUGUUUCACCUUGUGUUCGCUCUCUGGCCGAGAAAUUACGGAAGAUUGUUACCCCAUAUUCACAGGAAAUUACCUUGGACUAGGAAAUCUUUCAGGAUGGCAACAAAGCAUAGAUAUUUAAAAAAAAAAACCAAAAAAAAAAAAAAAACCCCACAAAAAUGCUCAUCAUUUUGCCAGAGUGAAGUAAUUUGUCUUUUGAAGCAUGUCUCUGAUUCUUUAUACCUCUGAUAGACCUGGCUGGCAGCAAGACCUGUAUUUAUAAUUUAUUGUUUUUGCUACAUGUAGCAG